Molecule: messenger RNA, 3152 nt
Organism: Tripterygium wilfordii
Lineage: Eukaryota; Viridiplantae; Streptophyta; Magnoliopsida; Celastrales; Celastraceae
Product: protein FAR1-RELATED SEQUENCE 7-like
Exons: 2
Biological process (GO): regulation of DNA-templated transcription
Molecular function (GO): zinc ion binding
Source: RefSeq, a predicted model, not a curated record
CUUUCGGAUACUGCAAUUCAGAUACUGAUCUUAAUGGCGGAGAGUGUUCGAACACCAUGACUGUUAAAGCAUAUCCCCUAGGUAUUGUACGUGUAAACAAUAAUGUUAAUGGAGAGGACGAAGGGGAGUCUAGAUUUGAGCCAUACGUUGGGUUGGCGUUUGAUUCGGCCGAUGAUGCUCGCGAAUUUUACACUUCAUAUGCAACCCGUAUUGGAUUCAAAGUUCGCACUGGUCAGUUGUACCGGUCACGAACUAAUGGGUCAGUUUCUUCAAGGAGAUUUGUGUGCUCCAAGGAGGGGUUCCAGCUCAAUUCAAGGAUGGGUUGUCCAGCAUUCAUUAGGGUGCAAAGGCGUGAUUCUGGCGAGUGGGUUAUUGACCAAAUCCAUAGGGAUCAUAAUCAUGAAUUGGGGCUUUUGGGGGAAAAUUCUCCUCCUGUUGCUAAAAAAUCUUCAGUUAGUGUCUCCCGCAGGUCGAAGGUCAAAUUGGUCACAGAAGUUGAUGAUGGACAGCCAUGUCCAUCAGGUGUCAUUAACAUGAAACGCCUAAAAAUUGGAGGUCAAGAAGGACAAACCAAGGCUGAACCAUCUGCAGGUCUGGAGUUCAGUUCAGCUGAUGAGGCAUAUCAGUUUUAUCAAGUGUAUGCUGAAAAUAAUGGCUUCAGGGUUCGAAUUGGUCAGUUGUUUCGUUCAAAGCUUGAUGGCUCAAUUACGUCCCGGAGAUUUGUGUGCUCAAAGGAAGGGUUUCAACAUCCUUCAAGAGUUGGCUGUGGGGCAUUUAUGAGGAUCAAGAGACAAGACUCUGGGAGGUGGGUGGUGGACCGUCUUCAGAAAGAUCAUAAUCAUGAUUUUCAUACACAAUGGGGAACUGGUAAAAAAAGUUUGAAGGCUUCAAAGAAACUCGUUGAGGAGGUUAAUGGGGGAUUGGACUCUAUGGAUCUAGUAGACGUCCGAAGCAGCAACCUUAUCACAAGUGAUUGAGAAAACAACAUUGGAAGUGAUUGGUACCAAGUGCUUUUUGAUUAUUUCCAGACUAAACAAGCAAAAGAUACAGGAUUUUUUUAUUCAGUCGACGUACACGAUGGUAGUUGCAGGAGUGUUUUCUGGGCAGAUGGCAGGUCUAGAUUUUCAUGCAGUCAGUUUGGUGAUGCAAUUGUUUUUGAUACUUCAUAUAGAAAAGGUGAAUAUCUGGUACCCUUUGCUACUUUUGUUGGAGUUAAUCACCACAGACAGCCAGUGCUUCUUGGGUGUGCUCUUGUUUCUGAUGAAUCAAGGGAGUCUUUCACUUGGUUGUUUCAGACAUGGCUUAGGGCAAUGUCAGGGUGCCGGCCAAAGUCGAUUAUAGCUGAUCAAGACAUGUCCAUUCAGCUAGCUAUCGCCCAGGUUUUUCCUGGGACUCGUCACCGUUUUUCAUUGUGGCAGAUCAGGGCACAGGAACGGGAGCUUUUGAGGUCGAUGACUAAUGACUUUGGGUAUGAAUAUGAGAGGUGCAUCCUUCAGAGUCGAACAAAUGCUGAAUUCAAUACCAUGUGGAAUGGGCUGAUAAACAAAUAUGGAUUGAAGGAGAAUGUCUGGCUAAAAGAAAUGUAUGAGAGGCGUGAAAGCUGGGUUCCAUUGUAUUUAAUGGGAACCUUUUUUGCUGGCAUCCCAAUGAAUGAAAGUGUUGAAUCUUUCUUUGGUACUUUAGUGAAUGCCCAGACACCGUUGGAUGAGUUUAUCUAUCAAUAUGAACAAGCUCUCGAGCAACGUCGUGAAGAGGAAAGGAAAGAGGAUUUUAACUGUUUUAACUUGCAGGCGUACCUUCAAACGAAGGAACCUGUUGAGGAACAAUGUAGAAGGCUCUAUACACUUACUGUGUUCAAAAUCUUUCAAAAUGAACUUUUACAAAGCUAUGGCUAUCUCGGAAUAAAGGCUUAUGAGGAAGGGACUGUCAGCAGAUACGCAGUUCCGAGGUGUGAUAAUGAGAAUGAGAAACAUGCUGUUACAUUUAGUGCAUCCAAUCUGAAUGUCAGUUGUAGCUGUCAAAUGUUUGAAUUUGAAGGUGUCCUUUGUAGACAUGUUUUGCGAGUAUUCAGCCUGUUGGACAUAAGGGAAAUACCAUCGCGCUACAUAUUGAGUCGGUGGACAAGGAGUGCCGAGUAUGGUGUUGUACGUGAUGCUCAAUCAGGGGUUGGCAUUCAAGAACUCAAGACCUCGAUGCUGUGGAGUCUAAGGGAAACAGCCUGUAAAUACAUAGAGACCGGCACAUCAUCCCUAGAAAAAUACAAGCUUGCCUAUGAGAUUUUGCGAGAAGGUGGAAAGAAACUGUCUUGGUAAACUAUCCGGAGCGAGGGCAGACAUCACUGCAGGUUAAUUUUUGUAGUUCGAUUGUGUUGUUAGUUGCUCCUUAGGUCUUAGUUGUUUUGACUGAAGAAGACCUUUGUCCAGAUCGUCUCUCUCUCUGAAUCAUAUUAUUGAGUACUGCUUGAUGUUGGUCGAGGUUUCAUUGAUUGAUUGCGAUGUUUGUCAUGAAGGCUCAGAGCCACUCCCUGCAACUUCAGUAUUAGAAUUCUGUGGCUAUGAUCCAUUUGUACAUCUUGCUAUUCUCCUGAGAGUUCAUUUGGUUUGCUUUACAUUGAUAUUUGGUGCAUAAACGGUAUCAAAGUGAAAAAAAAAGAAAAAAAAGAGAGGAUAGUAUUGAUGCCAUGGUUGGGAAGAGGAAGAUCUGCUGAAUCCCACGACAUUUUCGCGGCUAUCAGAGUGAGAGGAGGCACGGCAGCAUAAGAUGGCCAAGUCUAGCAAUGGUGUUUGAGAUAAAAGACAUGAAUGGUUCCUGAACAUAGAAACAAAAGAGGGGGCAAAUGAGUUGCAAUGUAAGCCAUUCCUUUACGUAAUCGUCCAAGGCAAGCAAAUUCUCAAAGGGUUAUAUUAGAUUUCUAAAGUAUUAAUACUCAAUUAGGUUGUUCAAGCAUGCAAUCUAAGCAUUUACGAACAAUGAUUAACUCCUGUUAUUAGGACCCUUACGAACUUAAUUCUUAAGCCAAGGGUAUGUGAGAAGUUGAAUGUUGGUUGUUGUCUAAGAGGUGAAGAAUAUGUUCCCUUACAUUACAUGGAUCUAAACCAGCAAAAGCUUAUGUUUCAUAACAGCAGUUAUUGAUGCAGAUUCAUAUUGUCUGA